CGUCCCGGCUUCCGGGCGGCGGCUGCGGCGAGAGCAGUCGGCGGGCUCCUUUCUUAACGUCUUCUGAGAGAAGCGGCGCCUGCGAGACGGUGUUCAUCAUGUUCUCUUUCAACAUGUUUGACCACCCGAUUCCCCGGGUCUUCCAAAACCGCUUCUCCACGCAGUACCGCUGCUUCUCCGUAUCCAUGCUAGCGGGGCCUAAUGACAGGUCAGAUGUGGAGAAAGGAGGGAAGAUAAUUAUGCCACCCUCAGCCCUCGAUCAACUCAGCCGACUUAACAUUACCUAUCCCAUGCUGUUCAAGCUGACCAAUAAGAAUUCGGACCGCAUGACGCACUGCGGUGUGCUGGAGUUUGUGGCUGAUGAGGGCAUCUGCUACCUCCCACACUGGAUGAUGCAGAACUUGCUCUUGGAAGAAGGGGGCCUGGUCCAGGUGGAGAGUGUCAACCUUCAAGUGGCCACCUACUCCAAAUUCCAGCCUCAGAGCCCUGACUUCCUGGACAUUACCAACCCCAAAGCUGUAUUAGAAAACGCACUGAGAAACUUUGCCUGUCUGACUACCGGGGAUGUGAUUGCCAUCAACUACAACGAGAAGAUCUAUGAACUGCGGGUGAUGGAAACCAAACCCGAUAAGGCUGUGUCCAUCAUUGAGUGUGACAUGAACGUGGACUUUGAUGCUCCCUUGGGCUACAAAGAACCCGAAAGACAAGUCCAGCAUGAGGAGUCGACAGAAGGCGAAGCUGACCACAGCAGCUACGCUGGAGAGCUGGGCUUCCGCGCCUUCUCAGGCUCCGGAAAUAGACUGGAUGGAAAGAAGAAAGGGGUCGAGCCCAGCCCCUCCCCAAUCAAGCCUGGAGAUAUUAAAAGAGGAAUUCCCAAUUAUGAAUUUAAACUUGGAUGAAGCUGGAGGCAGAUUCGUGGCUUUCUCUGGAGAAGGACAGUCGUUGCGUAAAAAGGGAAGAAAACCCUAAGUCGGGACUGUUGGCUGAUUGGCAAAUAAAAGAAUCGAUUGCAGCAUACUGACUUCUAGUUACUGGCUCUGAAGGGGUGAGGCUCCUGUCAGAGAAUGCCUGUUACUUUGGGUCAAUUUAGAUUACCUAAGAAUUACCAAGUUUGACUUGGAAGUGGAACAGCAGGACUUUGUAGUUAUGUGCUUGGUUUUAGGAAAGAGAAAGAGCUGCCUCUGAGGGCCUGUGGGCGGCCACCUUCUUGCCACUUCAUGCUUUCAGCUCGAGGGGGGCUCCCAUAGCCUCAGAGGGAGCAGAGUCCCCUAACUCCUAACAAAACCAGUGGAGGGCAUUGAAUUGUCUAACUUGAGCCAUUCUUUCUCUUUCUUCAUUUAUCCUUUCUUUUCCCAGGUCAAUUGUGUAGGCGUUGUCUUUGGCCUAGAAAAAAGUGGUUUAAAUAGAUAUGUGCUCUAUAAAUAGCAGCUGUCCCACUACUCUGGCUGCAAUUUAAGUAUUUGAGGGCGUUUCCAUUUUUAUUUUACGUAUUUUUUCCAACAGCACCACUCCUCAGAAGAACCUGAUCCAAAUAGGUUUGCACUUUUAUUUUGAUUUCAUAUGGAAAUAGCUGACUCCUUAGUGAACCUGUUCUGUAGUAAAACAACUCCAUGGAGAAACAUAAACGUGAAAGCUAGAAUGAGUAAGUGCUAAAGAUAUAUUCCUCUUUCAACUUCUUUUGUACCCCCC
Propithecus coquereli (Coquerel's sifaka) is the source of this 1689-nucleotide messenger RNA. It is a transcript of the gene UFD1, whose product is annotated as ubiquitin fusion degradation 1 like (yeast). The record is from RefSeq and is a predicted model, not a curated record. Gene Ontology annotation, cellular component: VCP-NPL4-UFD1 AAA ATPase complex. Bases 99 to 899 code for a protein of 266 amino acids. Gene Ontology annotation, molecular function: polyubiquitin modification-dependent protein binding. The transcript has 12 exons. NCBI's taxonomy places the organism in Eukaryota, Metazoa, Chordata, Mammalia, Primates, Indriidae.